AGUCUUCGAAGCAUUCUAUGGAGCAAAUAGAUGAGGAGGAUCAGGAUUGGAUAAACUUCGAAAUCUGCGACGAAGAGGACGUUAGCAUUGAUGAGGAGCAAUUAAUGAAGGAUGCACAUUGGAAUUCAAAUUCAAAUUUCAAAAACACAGAGGAAGAAAGGGAGAGUCGGCAUAUAGAAGAAGGAAAUGAUGGUAGAGAGGAUGUGGUUAGUGGGCCGACCAAAGACAUUGGGUCGAAGAUAACAAAAGAAAUUAGGCUGGGAGAAAUUGGACUGAAAGAUGUAAAUGGCAUGGGAAGGGACCUUAGUCGCGGACAGAUGAUGAGAAUUAAAAAGAAAGGGCCCGAUGAGAAAAAUGAUGACAGGAUUUUACCAAAACCAGAUCUGGAUCUGACGAUAUUAGGGAGCAAACGAAGAAGAAAGCUGGAGGAAUGUUACCCAGAGAGCUUAGCGAAAAGCUGGGCAAAGAAGAUGCAGGAGACAAAUGCAAGAGCAAACCAACGACACAAAGGGAGAGCAGAAUCUUCAACGGGGUUAGCGAACAAGGUAAAUAUGGUCGGUAGUUGUUCAAUUUCUGAUGGAUGCAUUGCAAAUAGAAACAAGGAGCUUAGAAGAGAGAUGAUCUUACAUGAGGUGAGGAAGAUGAUGAGCGUAUGGAAGAGAUUGGGUUUUCAAACCCAAGAAAAUGAAGGGGAAUCCAGUCUCGGGGAGUGGGGAAUACAUAAGGUGAAGUGUAACCUAGUGAAUGUGUAUGGUCCAAAUGAUAGACAGAAACGACUCAAGCUAUGGGAUGAGCUAAGGAAUAUGAUCACAGAAGAGGGAGGACGAUGGUUGAUUGCGGGAGACUUUAAUGCUGUAAGAUGUCUUGAGGAAAAAAGGGGAAGAACAGGGGAGAGCCCAGAUAUGAGGGAGUUUGAUGCGUUUAUUCUAUCAACAGGCUUAAUAGAUAUCAAAAAUGAGAUGUGCAGAAUGGGUAGAGAUUGGGUGCAACAGGGCUUGAAACGGAACAUCUCGGAUCAUUGUGCAAUUGUUGUUAAACAGAUUGAGCAGGUUGAUAUGAAGAAUGAGGAGCUUGAUCUGGAUGAAUUUGAGAUUCUGCAGAGACAAGAAGGAUUUCAGAAAAUGUGGGAAAUAAUGAGGAAGAGAGAAGUGAUAUGGAAACAGAAGUCAAGAAGCAAUUGGGUACGUGUGGGAGAUGCAAACACGCGAUUCUUUCAUAGAGUUGCAAAUGGUAGAAAGGCCCAAAAUCAUAUCACAGGCUUAAUGUGUGAUGGAAGCUGGGUGGAAGAACCAACACAGAGGAAAAUCAAUGGCUUGAAUGACCAUUCUCCACCGAAGAAAUUGAGGAAGCGUUACGAAGUUGUGAAGGCUCAAAAGCUUUGGGCCCAGACGAACUUACGUAGGAAAAAUUGGGCUCUUUUAGGAAAGUGGUGGUUUAGGUUUGGGGAUGGUGUAGAGAGCUUAUGGAAACGGAUAGUUAAGGAGAAAUAUUAUGGGGGCAAGUGGGAGGAGGUGGACAUUACAGCAAUCGGGAACCGGAGGACGUCUAAAAUAUGGAGGGAUAUUAUUAAUAUAGGGGGGAGAUCCAUGAAACUAAGAAAUAUGUUGGUGGAGGGGUUUAAGUGGGAAGUAGGGGAAGGGAAUCGAGUGAGCUUUUGGAGUGAACCAUGGGUAGGGAAUAAAACUUUAAGGGUUGCAUAUCCAAGAUUGUAUGAAUUGUCUAUGAACAAGGAGUGUAAGAUUAGUGAUAUGGGGGUAUGGGAGGGAGACAAAUGGUGUUGGAAAAUGGAAUGGAGGAGAGAGAGAAUAAGGAGAGAAAAGGAUGAGGAGGAGAAGUUAAGGGAAGGAUUGGAGAGGCUACAAUUAAAGAAGAGCGUGGAAGAUUGUUGGAGGUGGAUACAUGAUUCGGAGGGUAGAUACGGGGUGAAGAAUGCUUUCGAUUUUUUAGCCCCAACAGAGUGUGUUCUAGACGAGCAGUGGAAGGUGCUGCAGUGGUGGGGCAUGGUGACUGUUAUGCCUAAUAACGUGCUAAGUGUGGCAGACACUUUUGUAAAUGAUUUGGGUAAGAUAAUAGGGAAGGAGAUGGGUGCUUGUAUCUUCCUUGUGGCUUCAUGGUAUUUAUGGUAUUGGAGAAAUGGUGAGGUGUUUAACAAUGGAAAUAACAUUAGAGGAAGAUUAAUGGAUAUGGUCCAAGCCAAAUCAUUUUUCUGGAUUAAGAACAAGAUUCAUGGGUGUGUCUUUUCAUUCCAUGAAUGGAAGCUAAAACCAGUUGAAUGUGCUCUAUCAGUGAGAAAAUAUAAACAAAUGCAGAAAUUGUUCCAUAAACAGCAGAAAGGAAUGGGUACAGCUUAAAGUCUAGAGAGGUACGUGGCUUUUAUCCUCAUUGAGAGGCAACAAUAAGAAUAGCUGUCAUAUGCAUGAUGAAGUCGUUACCCUGAAUAUGUGUAGGGAUUUUUGAGAUGCUAAUUGCUCUACAGCUUGUUGUGGAUGCUUUUAUUUUUGUCAUUCUACCAUGCUAGCAGAUGUUUCUUAUUUGUAAUGGGUAGGAGUACCCCUUGUGCUCCAAUAUUAAUAAAUUCAUUUUCCUGAU
Rubroshorea leprosula is the source of this 2589-nucleotide messenger RNA. Lineage: Eukaryota; Viridiplantae; Streptophyta; Magnoliopsida; Malvales; Dipterocarpaceae. The record is from the annotation of a GenBank genome assembly.